This is a messenger RNA of Carica papaya (papaya), 3047 nucleotides long. NCBI's taxonomy places the organism in Eukaryota, Viridiplantae, Streptophyta, Magnoliopsida, Brassicales, Caricaceae. The record is from RefSeq and is a predicted model, not a curated record.
UUUUUUUUUUUUGCAGGUUAUUCUUUAUUUAUUUACAAGUUGACUGAUUUAAGUAAUAAAUCGGUAAUUCCUGAGCGAGAAUGAGCGUUGUUGGAUUUGAUUUCGGGAAUGAGAGCUGCAUUGUUGCCGUUGCCAGGCAAAGAGGUAUUGAUGUUGUACUCAAUGAUGAGUCAAAGCGUGAGACUCCAGCCGUGGUAUGUUUUGGUGAUAAGCAGCGAUUCAUUGGGACAGCAGGAGCUGCUUCUACAAUGAUGAAUCCUAAAAACUCAAUUGCCCAAAUGAAAAGGUUAAUUGGUCGGCAGUUCUCUGAUCCUGAGUUGCAGAGAGAUCUUAAAUCACUGCCCUUUGCUGUCACUGAAGGUCCUGAUGGAUAUCCUUUGAUUCAUGCUCGGUAUCUAGGGGAAAUGAGGACAUUCACACCAACUCAAGCUGGAAUGGUGUUGUCAAACCUGAAGAGCAUAGCUGAGAAGAAUCUGAAUGCUGCAGUUGUGGAUUGCUGCAUUGGAAUUCCUGUAUAUUUUACAGACCUUCAGAGAAGGGCUGUCCUAGAUGCAGCAACAAUUGCUGGCUUGCAUCCACUGCGUCUGUUUCAUGAAACUACGGCAACAGCAUUAGCGUAUGGUAUUUAUAAGACAGAUUUGCCUGAAAAUGACCAAUUGAAUGUCGCUUUCGUUGACAUCGGGCAUGCAAGCAUGCAAGUAUGCAUUACUGGUUUUAAGAAAGGUCAGCUUAAAAUACUGGGUCAUUCUUUUGAUCGGUCUUUGGGUGGUAGGGACUUCGAUGAAGUUCUAUUCCAACAUUUUGCUGCCAAAUUUAAAGAUGAGUAUAAGAUUGAUGUUUUCCAGAAUGCCCGGGCUUGUCUCAGACUACGAGCUGCCUGUGAGAAGCUGAAGAAAGUUCUUAGUGCCAACCCUGAGGCACCUUUGAAUAUUGAAUGCUUAAUGGAUGAGAAGGACGUCAGGGGUUUUAUUAAGCGGGAUGAGUUUGAGCAAAUUAGUGUUCCAAUUUUGGAACGUGUAAAGAGGCCAUUGGAGAAGGCUCUUUCUGAAGCUGGGCUUACACUUGAGAAUGUGCACAUGGUCGAGGUUGUUGGCUCAGGCUCUCGUGUUCCUGCUAUAAUUAGGAUUCUAACUGAAUUCUUUGGUAAGGAACCCAGGCGGACUAUGAAUGCAAGUGAGUGUGUUGCUAGAGGUUGUGCUUUGCAAUGUGCUAUUCUAAGUCCAACAUUUAAAGUAAGAGAGUUCCAGGUUCAUGAUAUCUUCCCAUUUUCAAUUGCUUUAUCUUGGAAAGGUUCAGCUACAGAUGCACAGAAUGGAGCAGUGGAAAAUCAACAGAGCACCAUUGUCUUCCCUAAAGGAAAUCCCUUACCUAGCAUCAAGGCUCUAACAUUUUAUAGGUCUGGCACAUUUUCUGUUGAUGUGCAAUACUCUGAUGUUACUGAAUUGCAGUUACCCGCAAAGAUAAGCACAUACACGAUUGGUCCAUUCCAAUCAACAAAAGGUGAACGAGCAAAGCUGAAGGUGAAGGCUCGUCUCAGUUUGCAUGGAAUUGUGGCUAUUGAGUCGGCAACGCUUUUGGAAGAAGAUGUGGAAGUUCCAGUCACAAAAGAACAUCCCAAAGAAGCCAGUAAGAUGGAUACUGAUGAAGGUGCUACUGAUGCUGCUCCUAGUUCUAAUGAAACUGAUGUAAACAUGCAAGACGCCAAAGUAGCUGCUGACACACCAGGUUCUGAAAAUGGUGUUCCCGAGUCUGGUGACAAGCCUGUGCAGAUGGAGACUGAUACAAAGGCUGAGGCCCCAAAGAAAAAGAUAAAGAAAACAAAUGUUCCAGUUGCUGAGCUGGUUUAUGGUGGAAUGUUGCCUGCAGAUGUUCAAAAGGCAGUUGAAAAGGAGUUCGAAAUGGCUUUGCAAGAUAGAAUCAUGGAAGAGACCAAAGACAGAAAAAAUGCUGUAGAGGCCUAUGUGUAUGACAUGAGAAACAAACUUAAUGACAAAUACCAGGAAUUCAUUACUGAUUCAGAGAGAGAAGGAUUUAUCGCCAAACUUCAGGAAGUUGAAGAUUGGUUGUAUGAAGAUGGUGAGGAUGAAACAAAAGGUGUUUACAUUGCUAAGCUUGAGGAGCUCAAGAAGCAAGGUGACCCAAUUGAAGAACGGUACAAGGAGCAUACUGAGAGAGGAUCAGUGAUUGAUCAGCUUGUUUACUGUAUUAAUAGCUAUAGAGAGGCGGCAAUGUCAAAUGAUCCCAAAUUUGACCACAUUGAUUUGUCUGAGAAGCAAAAGGUCUUGAAUGAGUGUGUGGAAGCAGAGGCUUGGUUAAGAGAGAAGAAGCAACAGCAAGACUUACUUCCCAAGUAUUCUUCUCCUGUUCUCUUGUCAGCUGAUGUUAGAAGGAAAGCCGAAUCAGUGGACAGGUUCUGCAGGCCAAUAAUGACAAAGCCAAAACCAGCUAAACCGGCAACCCCUGAAACACCGGCAACCACACCACCUCAAGGUAAUGAGCAGCAACAGCAGCAAGCUGGAGAUGCAAAUGUUGGAGGUAGCAACCAGGGAGCAACAGAUGGAAGCGGGGGAGCACCAGCUGCUACAGAACCAAUGGAGACAGACAAGUCAGAGACUCCUGGCACUGCAUGAUUUAAUUGGUGGGUUGCUUUUUUUUUAAUGAUCCGUGAAGAGGCGAAAAUGGUUCUUUGUAUAAGAAGUAUUUUUUCAUAUGAUCCUUGGGCCAACUCGUGGAUGUGCAACUUGAAAGGCUUUUCUGGUGUUUGUUCCAGUCUGGGCAGCCUUGUUUGUGUGGUGGCCACCAAACUUUAUAAUUGUUAGGAGAGUUGCUAUAAAGAUGUUAUUUUUUCAAUGGUUUUCUUUUUUUUUUUUUUUCCAAAAGAGAGUUAAAACUGCUAGGGUCUGUCUUCCCAGAUGCUCUGGUGGGCGGACCAAAUUUACUGUUCAAGUGUUACAGUUUCCCUUUGUGAUUUUUUAGGAAUUGUUUCAGUUUAUGAAUACUUAAUUUGAGUUUAUGUCACUACUUAAUAUUAAAGUUUGUAUUCUGUC